Messenger RNA from Recurvomyces mirabilis, 1518 nucleotides. RefSeq names its product a-factor receptor (gene STE3). The record is from RefSeq and is a predicted model, not a curated record. NCBI's taxonomy places the organism in Eukaryota, Fungi, Ascomycota, Dothideomycetes, Mycosphaerellales, Teratosphaeriaceae. Gene Ontology annotation, molecular function: mating-type a-factor pheromone receptor activity. The transcript has 2 exons. Gene Ontology annotation, cellular component: plasma membrane. The coding region runs from base 1 to 1518 and encodes 505 amino acids. Gene Ontology annotation, biological process: G protein-coupled receptor signaling pathway.
AUGGCACCAAUACCAAAUCUCCUCGGCCUCCUGCAGCGUGCAACCACUACAGACGUCACGGACGACAUGCAACUACCAUCAGAUGCCCCAUACCCCCUAGCGACCGCUCUCGCAGUACUUUCCUUCCUCGUCUCAAUCACGCUCCUCAGCCCAGCCUACUCCCACUAUCGCAAUAAGAACCUCGGCGCACUGACACUCGUCCUCUGGACCAUCGUCUUCAACCUCCGCAUCUUCACCAACGCCCUUAUUUGGCCCAACGACAAUAUCGCAACCUGGUUCGACGGUCACGGCCUCUGCGAUGUGGAAGUCAGUCUCCAAGCGGCCUGGACAGUGGCGGCGCCAGCUGCACUAGCAAGUCUUCUUCGCGGACUGGCUCACGCUAUGGAUACCAAUCGUGUUUCUCUCGGCGGGAAGACCAAAGCGCAGCUGUUGAGAGAAAGAGCCAUAGAUGGAAUGUUGUGUUUGGGCUUCCCCGCACUGCAUAUGCUCAUCCUCUACAUCGUCCAAGCGCGCCGCUACGCCAUCUUCGGCAUCAUGGGUUGUGUGCCUGAUAUCUCUACCACGUACCUCACAGUGGCGAUCUACUGGCUUCCGCCCGUCCUUUGGACAAUCUUGGAUGCCUACUACGCUGUCCUCAUCCUCACCCGCCUAAUCCACCACCACCUCACCUUCGCCUCCAUUCUCGCAAACAGCAACAUGACAAAAAACCGCUUCCUACGCCUCUAUCUCUUCUGUACGACCUUAGUCCUCUUCUUCGUGCCCCUCCAAUUGUUCACGCUCUACUCCAACCUCAGCCAAAAGGACUUUGAGCCUUUCAGUUGGGAGCGGUGGCAUGGCGCGGAGACAUGGGACGAGAUCCUUAUGUUCCCCAGUGAAGGCCGGGUGCUUUAUCCAGUCUACGUCUGGCUUGGCGGUGGAAUGUUCAUCUUCGUGUUCUUUGGAUUUGGCAGGGAUGCGGUGGAGAUGUAUCGGUCUGGGUUGGUGGCCAUGGGGGCGCAUAAAGUGUGGCCGAGCUUGAGUCGGGAGGGUACGCCAAAGCAGUCGUCGACGGGGACUCGGAGCUCUGUCAGCAGCAAGGCGAGGAUGCUGUUCAGUCGGAAGGGGUCAGCGGUGUUAAAGAAGCAUUAUGAUACGGAUUGCUCGCAGUCGACUACAGUCACCACGACGACAGAUGCCGAUGGUGUAUCGCCCAAUUCUGCAGUUUUCCCGAAGGACAUCAACAAUCACAACAUAGCUGUAGAUGCUGAGAAGGAUACGGGACCAUCUGCUACGCAGCCAUCUCUCCUCAAGCGCCUCACGACGGCUUUUCGACCUCGCCAGGCUACGAGUUUCCGAAACUUCUCGCUCACGUCUUGGAAUGGCAAAGCCGUGAAGUGCGGCAUUUCGUCGUCUUGGCAAGAAUCGCGCAGCGAGGCUGCGAGCAUGGAGGUUGUUGUGCAUACUGAGGUACGCCAGGCGAGCGAAACGGCAGGGACAAUGGAGACGAAGGCGGCAAAGGGUGGAUCUCAUGCUGUGUAA